CUGUAAAAAGUUUAUUCAUGGAUAAAAUCAAAUGGAGCUCGUAACAAUUUUAGAUUAACAAUGAAAAUAAACGAAAAGAAUUUGUGCGCUUUUGCAGUUUCGGCGACGCCAGUCGACAAAGAAGGUUAUUUAAACAAAAGGGGCGAAGUAAACAAGAAUUUCCAAAAGCGCUAUUUCAUUUUGAAGGGCAACUUACUAUUUUACUUUGAAAAGAAGGGAGAUAAAGAACCGCUGGGAGUAAUCAUUCUUGAAGGAUGUACAAUAGAAUUAUGUGAGGACGAGGAGCAGUUUUGUUUUAAAAUUGAAUUUCAUGGAACCAACAACAGAAGUUAUAUUUUGGGCGCCGAAAGUCAAGAGUCUAUGGAACAGUGGAUGAAAGCUUUAGCAUGUUCAAGUUAUGAUUACAUGAAAUUAAUGGUGGCCGAGUUACAGAGACAAUUAGACGAUAUUGAAGAAACUCCGAUUAAUGUACCAGUAGCUCAAAACUCUCCUGUACCUCCUCCAAGGACCAGGCACAAUCCAUUUAACAAGCCGGACAAUAAUCCCCACCAGAGAUCGCACAGUAUGAGGUCGUCGAAUUCUGAUUUGGUUCAAAAAACUAAAACAGGUCGUUUAGAUGAUACACAACGGUGGUCCGAACCACCUAGCACUUCAACUGCGUCAGCGCCCAAGAUUAGUAUCACGUUCAGGGAGCUGCACAAUUCCUACGGUAGGCCUGUACUCAAAGAUUUAAAUUUGUGGCGGCAUCAACAGAAAGAGAAGGCAGAGGGCGCGGUUGAGAAUCUGAUUAGUUUAUAAUGAUAUGCCCGACAUUAUUUAUUUUUAAUCUUAAUGUGUAAAGAAGCCAAAACUUUAGUAUAGUAAAGGGUCGAACCAGGCUAUCGGCCGAUGACUUGAACGCUUAGUGUCGCACACGCUCCCUUGUCGACUUUUAACGAGGAAAGACUGAAAAUAGUUCAAAUGUACCAGAUACAUUUGUCGAUAGUAUUGACGAAUAACAAGCAGAUACAUUUCAUACUUUCGUAGUAGUUUAAGAUGUUGAUGUAGGUUGAGCAUGAGUUGGUUUAGUUGUUUCAUGUUCGACAAGUGAUAUAUUUUUGGGUAAAUUUAAAAACGAGUAGUAAAAAAAUUGUAAAUUGCCGCUUAAAAGCAACUAAUACAUAUAAAAAAAAUAGCAAACAGCUUUUCCGGCACCUAAGUUGGAUAAAAGAUUCCAAGUCAUUUUCAAAAAAAAAUUUCAAAAAAUUUGACAUUAUGGGAGAUUUAUUUUUAAAACUGGAACGGGACCGAUGGCAGUACAGUACAAUUUUAAGAGCAAGUCGUGAUCCGCUUUGCUGUCAUUCAUGUUACGUCCCCACGUUUAGCCCUCCCAGGAUUUUGGGAGUAGUUGAAACGAACCGUUAUUGAACUUAGAUUGAAAAUGAAACCAUUUUAUUUAUUACUCGUAGAGCAGGUUUAUUAAUAAUACCUAAUUUAUAUGUAUAUAAUUAUUUAUAAAGUUAUUAACAUUUCAUGUGUAUUUCACUAAAUCAACUAAUGUCAAUAAAAUAUUUACAAAUUUAUUUAACUAGUUAAUAUUUCCCCAAUUCCCUAAAAUUGACAUAUCAUCCUUACAACAAUAAACUAUUUAUUUACAAAGGUUGGGCGCUCUCGGGGGAGGGAACGCGCGUUUUGCUCGUUUAAAAAGAAACACUUACUAAAAACAACAAUCCUAAAACCUGUCCAGUUAAGAAAAAUAUAUAAUAUGCAAAUGUCGUUUAAAUAAGUAUAUAAAUUAUACAUAUAAAAAAAAUACAAAGUAAGGGGGGGGGGAGAAAGACAAAGUGAUUUUUUCGCCUUAACCACGUUAAGGGGUGAAACGGGGGAGGGGCGCGAGAACGAAAUCACAGCGUCGAAAUUGGUAGAACGUGGAAGUACAACGACAUCAAUUAAUCGAAAACAAAAACACGAUACAUAGAAAUGACAUUUUUCGAGAUAACGAAAUACGGGAAAAAUAAAACAUAAAUGCAUCCGUCCUUAUUUACAUAAAACAACGUGUUACGCCUUCGUUUUAAGUUUGAUUUUUUUCUGAGCUCUGGUGCAUUUUGAUGCCUUCUUACAACCCCUCCCUCAACCCUCUAUUCCCUUCCUUGUAAUAAUGCCUUUAGCAGAAUAACAGGGGGAAGGGAAAAUUUUACAAAUGUCUAGAAGAAAAAAAAAUCAAAUUUAAAACGAACGCUUAAUACAACUUUUAUGCGCUAAGGUAUGGGUAACAAGGGGUCGUGUAUGUAUGUGUGUGUGUGUGCAGGCCUCUCCUAUUUUUUCCUACUAAGAUACGUGUUAAAAUCUUGGCCCCGGUAAUUUACAAAUCGGUUUUUUGUUCCGUUUCGUCAAAAUUAAAACAUUACCCACUAAGCGAUUAACAUUUAUAUAAAUGUAUAUAUAUUUUUUUAAUCGUUUAUACAUUUGGCGGGGCCGCUGAGCCCCGCUAAUCUGGUCUACUAUAUAUACUUAACGCGUUGUAUGCAACGCUUCGGCGUUUUCUUUCCUUUUUUUUAAAAUUUAAUAGUUCAAAUCUUAUGUACAAAUUGUUCUAAGUUACCGACGGUAUAUAUAUAAUAUAAUUAUACUUAUUACAUCUCUGAACCUCUCGAAACCUCUACUCUUUGGCAAAAACGAGUUAGAAUAACGCGCCCCUUGAUUCGAUACAAAAAUCGGUAUUUUUAUGAAUAUAAAUUGGCGAUAAUUUUUGGAACCGUUCCAACAACAUCGUUCUCUGUCCGACAACAGUAAAAAUUCGAGUGCGGCCAAGCCAAAUCCUCAAUUUUUGAAAUAAAAAAUACAACAUUUUAUUGAAAGGUUUGGUUUUGCAAAUGGCACCAGAAGAGUCGUUUUUCUUGUACUACUUUGGACAUUUUUAACUUAUUGACGUAAAACAAGUAUGGGAAAUGACAAAUUAAACUGUUUGAAAUAAGUAAUUUGAAAUUAAAUCAAUUGUAACCUAAAUCUUGAAGUCAAACAAAUGUCGGCGUCGGCAUUUCGUUAAUUUUUUCUUUUGUUAUAUGUGUUUUUUCCUUUUUUGAAUUCUAUUUUUGAUUUUUUAUAUUUACUUAUAUUUUUGAUUAAUAAAGACCAUUUAAUAUUAUUAUCAUAUUAAAAAGUUAAUUAAAAUUUUUGAAAAAGAAAAUGUAAAAACCACACAUUAGGACCAUAUUCAACUUGAAAUGAAUCUUUGUUGACGGUGCCGGAACGGUUAACUUAUUGACUUAAAAACACGUAGAUAAAAUAAAAAAGUAUAAGUAUUUAAAAAUAUUAAAAAUUCAAAGGAUAUUUUGUUAAACAAAAAGUAGAACAGGUUUGUUUAUGUCAAAAAUCGACCAAUUGCACGUCUAUCUCUGACAUUUUAAAACUUUUACCUCAAAAACCGUGGACAAAAUACACAUUACUGCCUUUCGGUCAGAAAAAAAAACAUGUUGGAUCACCAAAAAUUGCGACCAGCAUACCAAUCACCGGGGGAGAGGGCGGGGCUAAAAAUGCGGUAAGUACAGUGCUGCGGCCGGUGGGAAAGGGGCUAAAAUGGAUGCCGUUCGCUAAACCAACAUGGUCAAUAUGUUUUCGCCUAUAAUCAGUCUAUCGGCAUCUCUGUCGUUUAAUCGUUUCUCUUUCGGUUUGUACAAGUUUUGUAUAUACACAUACAUCAACGAAAAAAAAAAAAAAAAAACAAAUAAAUUACUACACGAAAGCCUCUAACAGGGUCAAGAUUACGUCCCUCAUUCUCGCACUCACACUCUCGUUUAGAAUUGUAAAAACGUAAACAACAACAGAAACAUAACAACCCGUGCGAAGCGGCGUCGGGGGGAGGGGGUGCGGAUCCGUCCCUCUUGCAAAACGCUGCGUCUACACCAUUGUAUUUUGGCAGUUUAAAAUAUACACGCAAACUACCGCGGUUCGGCGACCUAUUCUCCCUCUCUGUUUACGACUAAAUAAAUUAUCAUAAUAUCACAAUUUUUCGCUUCCUUUAUCUUUUGUACAAUAAAAAUCAACUACGAUAAAAAAACGAAUCUUUUUUUCCUAUUUACAGAGCGCGAUAUCGCGGUCGAUCGUUUUAAAAAAAUAUCAUCUCGCUCGUUCUGAGUAUUUUUUUUGUUUGGAUAUUUGUUUCGAAAACUCUUUGUACCCGCGUUCAAAUUUUACCUCGUCAGAGCGAUAAAAAAUUAUCACGUAACACCCGAUGAAUCGCGACUGCCAACCGAAC
This is a messenger RNA of Cylas formicarius (sweet potato weevil), 4234 nucleotides long. RefSeq names its product sesquipedalian-1 (gene IPIP). The transcript is spliced from 4 exons. The record is from RefSeq and is a predicted model, not a curated record. Gene Ontology annotation, cellular component: trans-Golgi network; recycling endosome; early endosome. Gene Ontology annotation, biological process: endosome organization; retrograde transport, endosome to Golgi; receptor recycling. The coding region runs from base 61 to 798 and encodes 245 amino acids. Lineage: Eukaryota; Metazoa; Arthropoda; Insecta; Coleoptera; Brentidae.